Molecule: messenger RNA, 4778 nt
Organism: Plectropomus leopardus (leopard coralgrouper)
Lineage: Eukaryota; Metazoa; Chordata; Actinopteri; Perciformes; Serranidae
Source: RefSeq, a predicted model, not a curated record
UAGCCUCAUAAUUAGCACAAACGUUGACUUUCUUUUCGAAAUAACCCACGAAACGCCUUCAGAAUUGAGUUACCAACACUGCGUAGCUGCAAGACGUUUUAAUUCGGGUUUUUUGAGUUUGUUUUGAGGUUUAAGUCGGGAGUAAGUGAUGGUAACGACGACCAACUUUUGAAACUGUCAGCGACUGUUAGCGAGCUUGGCGUUAUGGUUACCAACCGUUGUCUCCGACGUUACUCCACAACAGUUCAGUAAAUAUACAUAAAUUUGUACUUUUAGCAGUUUAUCAAAGGUUUGAACGUGUUUGGGGAAACCUCUGCAACCUGUUCACAGUCGUUGGUGGUUUGUUGUGGCGUGUGUGCCAUGGUGACACGGGGGUGGAUCCUCUUUGCUAAGUUUUGCUGUUUUCAAGGCAACCGACCCCCGCUGCUGCUGUGAAGUCUGCAAGAGAAAUCUCUACAGUCUUUUGGAGAUAUUUCCUACUGAAUCGACGAAAUAAAUGCAUCCAUAAUAAUAAGAAACUGCAUCCAAGGAGAUCUUCGAUACGACCAAAGACUGACCCUUCGCUGUACCUGUCUGGAUUGUUGCCAGCUCACUGACAUGACCUGCGAUCUGUAACUUUCUGUCGCCAUGGCAUUCAAAGUGGACUUCGCUGCAGAGACGAAUCAACAAGAAAGCACGCAGAAAGUCCCCGUGCCUGGCUGAGACAGUAACCGAGGUCAGAGCUGAAGGAGGCCGACAGGUGGAUGGAGACACCAAAGAACACCACAGCAGGGGUUUUUUUCUGGACCCCUGCCCCGGUCCGCACCUCAUCCACCAGCUCUGUAAUGUCAGAGGAUGAGUGGGAGGAUGAAGAUGAAGAACAGGCGAAGAAAGACGAUGACUUUGUUAGCCAGAUGGACGAGAACGGCAUCAUUGGACUGUCAGCAGCACUGGAGGACGUUGGGGGAAAGUUGUGUCGUGAUUCAGUCGCAGAAUGUAAUUCAAACUGGGACCAUGGACGCCUCACAGAUGCUAGUGGGCAUGAGAGGGACACACCUGAGGAGCUGAGCUACAGCCUGAGUCGCCACCUGUCGCUCGCUGAAUCGCAAGACGAGGCUGUUCAAAAACUGUCACCAUUUGAGGACUCGAUGGAUGAUUUAGAAGCACAGAUAGUGGAUGAGGAGCGGCAGAGGAAGGAUAAGCAGGAGAGUGAGCGCUUCCAGGAGCUGGACGAAUACUUGGACAUGACAGAGGAGAGGAACGAUGGAGAUGAAGCAGGAAAGAGGAGUGACAGGAAGACAAAGAAGAAUAAACACACAAGCACACCAAGAGAGCUUGGAACCAUGAAUGGAUUAACUGAGAGUCAUAUUUCCAAAGGGGAGAUUGAGAAAAUCAGCUCUACGUCAUCUUCUAGUGCUCACCUGUUAGCCACUGAACCUGCUGCAGUCUCCAGUCAUCACUGCCCGAUAUCCCAGCCUGCCUCACCUGUCGCAGCCCCCACUUUCCCCCUCCUCCUCCACUUCACUGCUGAGGAAAUAGCUUCAGCUCCGGGGAUUGACACUGAAACCUUGCCAGAGAUAAGCUUUACUGAGAGUCUUUCAGUAUCACACAGGAGCCACAUACCUGUAAGCGUCAAGUCCAGUUCUUGUCGUCCUGAGGUAAAGGUCAGGGUCUCUCCUCUACCAGCAGCUAUAUUUUCUGAAGAAGUCAAGUCGAGUCAUUACAGCGGAGUCAGUAAUGGGCCUUCAAAGGGGUCAGAGAAGUCCGAGAAGCCUCAUAAACAGCCCACUCCCUCACCCAGGAAGAUAUGGCAGAACUCUCCUGAAUGUUCAAGGACUGGUCCCGUCAGCACAGUCAGGACAGACUCUUUAAAAUUCAAACAUCAGCCUGCCAGUCCUGACAAAGAGCCCAGAACACCGAGAGCCAGGACUAAUGCUGCUGAAGAGGAUGAAUCCAGAAAAGGGCCUCUGAGUUACCGCACACCAGACUUCUCCAAGGUGGAGCCCAGGGUCCGUUUCCCCAAAGGUGGCUACAAGCCCCCCAAGAGCAGGUGCUCUUCAAAGAGGGAGUCCCUGUCCCCUGAGCCCCCCUUAGUGUUUAAAUCCCCUGCUGACAUUGUGAAAGAAGUCCUGCUGAACACCACCGACGGAUCUCCUGCCUCAUCAGACUCGUACAAACCACCAACCAGUGACCUCAACUCCACUGUGCCUCAGGAGUUCAGAUGCCUCCAGCGGGCCAUCACACUGCUCGAACAGCUGCAGGAGAACCACAACAGGCUGCUGACUGAGCACGCCGAGGCAAAGAACACCAUUGAUCGCCUGCGCCUGGAAGCCAAGGUGAACCUGUACUCUGACCCUCCAAAGCCCGGAUAUUUGGUCCAGACAGGACUGAACCAGGCCACCUCAAAGUUCAUGAUGCUGGAUUUUCCUCAGGCUCAGAAAGCAGAGAUCAAUUCAGCUUCUCUUCAUCCAAAUGGAUGCAGCACCCGUCAGAGAAGUCCAUCUGCUGGUCCUUCCACAAGAAACCCGGACCCUCAGGUGGGACAGCAGCUGGCCAAGAUUCUCUACAGUCAGGCCGACAAGUUCCUCCAGCAGCUGCAGGCUUUUGACGAUCUUCUAAAGAGCAAAAAACUCAGACCUGUUGAUCAGAUGAAGGAUCUCUCACUGCUUGCAGACGGGCUUGACUCUUUAGAGAGGGGCUACCUGUUAGCGAGGGAUGAGCACAAACUCUUGCAGCAGCAAAGGGCAGAUAUCAGUCACUUUGACCCCGAACGGGAGCUGGAAGGGCUGAUCUUUCACUGUGGGCUGCGUAUGGAGGAGCUGAAAGAGCAGGUGGAAGAGAUGCAACAGGAGCAGCCCUCAUGUGAGGCUCCUCCCUCUCCACCUCCUCAACCCACCAUUUCAUCUGUCACCUCUGAGAGGGGAGAAACACUGAAUGACCCACAGAGCCCACCUGUGCCUUUGCUGGAUGAUCCAGGAGAAGCAGCAGCGGUGGUGAGCUCAGCCAGUGAAGACAGUGAUGAAGAGGAGGAAACUCUAAAUUCUGUCUACCUCAAACCUCUGAAUGUCAAACACGGACACGUUGAACAAGACUUUGCUGCACUAAUGGAUCACUACCAAAGCUUUAAGGAGCUUCCUAAACUUUUAGACCAUAGCCAGAGGGACAGAGCUCCUGCUGCUGCCUUAAGAGGAGACAUACAGCCUGUGGGAGAGAAGAAAGCGACACCGGGUCAAGGAACUGGAAACCUGGAAGUCCAGAAAAGUCUUCCACAGAGGGAAUCCAAAUCAGACCAUCAGGAGUCUCCUCCUGCUCACUCCAGCAAACAGCAGACCAACAGGUCCAGCUCUCCUUCCCACAGGACCUCCAACCAGUCCACCACAGUCCCUGUUCAUCGUCUCAGUAGCAGAAGGAGGUUAGAGUUGGGAAAAUCCCACAGCAGCAGUCUGAGCAGUCUGGGAGAGAUUACUGCAUCAGACAGGAGGAACUCUAAACUCCAACCUGGGAGCAGCAGAGUGCUUUCUCAGGACGGGAUUAUCUCUCCGGAGACGGACAGCGGGUUUGUCUGCUCAGAGAGCAGCCGUCUGACUCCUGCAGCAGCUCCCAGUCCUCUCCACCAGAGGGCCCCAGAGAGCGUUUCAGUGCCUCAGCAGGAGAACACAGGAAAGCCUCAGAUAGGCCCAGUCCCAGAUCCAUCUCCUGCUUUUUCACCCUCACACAGCUGCGUGUCUAUGGAGUCCAGAGGGGGCUCCCGGCUCAGCCAUGACCAGCCGAAGAGAACCAGGCAGAGGAGACGCACUUUCUCCUGCUCGCCACAGCGCUGGGACUCUCAAACAGAACAAACGAGGGCUGGCAGUGGGACCAGUGACUUUGGGCUGGAGAGUGACAGCAGCUCUCACGCUGUGUCUGAAGGAGGACAGAAUGACCACUGCACCCCCCAGAGCUCCAGCUCAAGCUCCUCCUCCACUGCACGGUAUCACCAUGGUGAUUCUAAAAGAGCACCGAGCUCCAAUCAGCCAGCGAAUCACAUUGAUGCAAUCCGGACGGUUCAGGUUGAGGUGACCAGACUAAGGAAGACGUUAGAAAGCUGUCUGAGAAAUAAGAAGCCCCUGAGCUCCAUGAGAGCAACUCCCUCAGCUCAGGACCACACUCACCAAAACACCUCUACACCUCACGUCAGGCUUAGGGAGCACUGGGGUGAUGUCAACAGGGGAGGAAGAGACAGAGAGAUGGUUAAGGAGUCUCCACUGAGACGGACGGUCAGGACUAGAUCACCACCUGCUCACAGACAGAAGCCUCAACCUGAUAUCUUGACAGGUUCUGAGCCCUCUACAUCCCAGCCUCAGACUCUGGUGUCCAGGUGUACACAAACAUCCACUGCAGCACCAGAGAGAUGCCAUUCCCACACAAAUACCACCUGCAGCAGUACACACCCCAGGCAGCAUUUUGGUGUAUCUGUACGAGUGUCAGAAACAGCGGAUGAACCUGACAGCAGAGGGCGUCAAGCUACUCUUUGUCCUCAGUGCUUGUCAGGCCACCACGGACGAUCAGAAAUUCGUGGUGACAGAAAGCCAACCCACUCCUCUUGCUGUCGUCACUGUCCUGUCUGUGGACGCCCUGAGCCAGACGGUCGCAGAGUCUCAGACCCCCUCACAAAGACACGGCGCCGCCCAGCUGAGUCCCCGGACAGAGCUGCGAGGAGCAGAUACUUUGAGGCUGCAGCUCCUCCUGCAACAGUGCAGUGCAUGCCAGUCUGCCCACCACCACUCCUUAAGUAACCUUUACACUCACCAGGCAAGUGA